Rhincodon typus (whale shark) is the source of this 934-nucleotide messenger RNA. It is a transcript of the gene trappc1, whose product is annotated as trafficking protein particle complex subunit 1. Gene Ontology annotation, cellular component: TRAPP complex. The record is from RefSeq and is a predicted model, not a curated record. Lineage: Eukaryota; Metazoa; Chordata; Chondrichthyes; Orectolobiformes; Rhincodontidae. The transcript has 5 exons. Gene Ontology annotation, biological process: endoplasmic reticulum to Golgi vesicle-mediated transport. The coding region runs from base 110 to 547 and encodes 145 amino acids.
AUUUGCCGGAAGCCUGCGUCGGGUUUUAAGGAAGGCCCCCAAUUCCGGGGUCGCCCUACGCGUUGCCUGAGCCUCCAGGCGGAGGGAAGGAGUCACUGGAGGGAGGGAGAUGACCGUCCACAAUCUGUACAUCUUCGACAGGAAUGGAGUCUGCCUCCAUUACAGCGAGUGGAACCGUAAGAAACAUGCCGGAAUUUCGAGGGACCAAGAAUACCAGCUGAUGUACGGAAUGCUGUUCUCCAUCCGGUCCUUUGUCAACAAGAUGUCUCCUGUCGAUUUUCGAGAUGGCUUCCUGUCCUUUCAGACGAGUAAAUACAAGCUGCAUUAUUACGAGACCGCGACAGGCAUCAAAGUCGUCAUGAACACUGACCUCGGGGUCGGGAACAUCCGAGACGUUCUCAGUCAGAUCUACAGCACGAUCUUUGUUGAGUUUGUGGUGAAGAACCCCCUGUGCAGCAUGAACGAGCCCAUUCAGAGCGAACUGUUCCGUACCAAACUGGACAGUUUUGUCCGUGGUCUGCCCUUUUUCUCCGCACGGGCAGGCUGAUCGCUGGCUGAUUUGUGCUCCAAGUUGUUUGAUGCUGUGCAAAUGAUCAUGAGAAACUGCAUUGCUUCAACGUCCAAGUUCCUGUGUGGAAUUGGUGAGAUGGUUCUUACCCACCACCACCACCAUCCCCCCCCCCCACCCCGUGCUGAAUUUUUAACCCCCUUUUCAAUUCGGAGCUGCUCGCUUCUCUCCAUUCCACUCCUUGCCCACCUUGUGUUCUCCGCCUCAAGGCCAUACUCCAGUCACUGUGACUACAGACUAACAAUGGGUCGGUGCACAGAAACAAUUUGUGGUUCUAUUUCAAUUAGGGAACUCUCUUUUUCAGAAGCCUCCUCCUGUUUAAUUUAUAAAAUAAAGCUGGCCUAAGGGCCAGGGCAUCUGUCCAAA